This is a messenger RNA of Colletotrichum lupini, 3069 nucleotides long. RefSeq lists its product as uncharacterized. NCBI's taxonomy places the organism in Eukaryota, Fungi, Ascomycota, Sordariomycetes, Glomerellales, Glomerellaceae. The transcript has 27 exons. The record is from RefSeq and is a predicted model, not a curated record. Bases 1 to 3069 code for a protein of 1022 amino acids.
AUGCCGCCGUUCGCUAGCGCAAUUUCUCGGCCGGCGGCGGAGGAUGCGGUAAUGGGGACCGACCUGGGAUGCCUUGCCAGUGGAGGACUGGAAGGAUGGUCCUUUGCUGCCGUCUCUAGAAUUCUGGGGGGGAGCCGCUUGACCCCGCCGAUGCCGAUGGCACGGAGCCUGGUCCUACUCGUCGCCAAUCGGACCGGCUGUCGGGGCGGCUGGACGGAUACGGGUCACCUUCGGCCCACGGUCGACGCCUUGGGGUGUCUAAGGCGCCGUCCAGCCUUUCAGUACAUCCGCUCGCGGCCUAGGACUAGCACGAUGUCACCCAGCCUACCACAGCGGAGAUGGAAUGCUACUAAAGGGCUACUCUCGUGGAAAAUACAGACAUUUGCCGGAAGUAGACAAUCUCACAAGAUGAUUCUCGAGUACCCUUGGAUUAAUAAACAUGUGAAAGGCUGCUUUUUCGUUGCCUCUCGCCGAUUGAAUCUCCAGACGUCAAGACUGGCGAUGAUCGGAGCAGCCCCAAGUCUCGUCGUUGCCAUUCCCCCACAACUACGAGGAUCGCUACAAGACGAUCUUACAGACUGGUUUAGAAUGUUUUCAGAAGCCCACAAAGUGACUCCAAGAUGGAAGGAGCAUCUCUCAUUCAUUGCCUCCGCCGCCGUAGUAUUCAGAGUCAUACUCUGCAGAGUCCACGAAGUGUCCCAACAAAUUCUGCGUCCUGACGUCUACCUGCUCUCGGUCUUACUCGCCCGGCCGCCUGCAAACUCAACAUCAACACUAUCGGGAACGUCGCUUAAAGGGUUCCAGGGCAAUGUCACUGUUGGAGCGAUGCCCUCUAUGGCGUGUCUUAAGACCGAGCGAUCGUCUGAUAUCUGUAGAUGCGCGUAUAGCGACGAAGAACAGGAUUGUAUAAUUCACUUUAACCAGACGCCCUUUAACCGACGGUAUCUCGAGGCGAAGAAAGUACACUUAGCAUUAGAGCCUAUCUGGCUCAUUGCGAUGAUCGCAGACGGUCUUGAUCCCUUGGCUCUGGACUUCAAUCCGUGGAACUUGGGCAUGAUGAGAGCCCGCCGCCCUAGAGUCAUCAAGCUGGAUCACUGUCACAAGGAAGGGUCCCCCCAUAUGUCUGUUUUCUUUUUCUUUGGAUUGCCCGAGUCUAUCGAGAUCAGGAAUUUCGUCCCCUCAUUUUAUUUAGACAGUCACGGGAUAAGCCGCGACGGAGUUGCUUGCAGCCAGAGUCGAGAUCAGUAUUGCAAACUAUCAGGGGUCGAGAUCACCUCUACCAACGACGAUAUCUCCAUGAUUUUUUCAGCCAUACACCAUACGAGUAAUGAUUACGUGACAGCCAACGUUACGGAGGGUGACCACUUGAUGAUCUCCGCCGAGCACAUUUCCACCGUAAUGGCGGACUCUUUCGACAUCAUAUCGAUAUAUAUCCGACUGCUUACGCAGGACUCAGACCCCUACAGCCUCAAAUCCCAAUUGAGACGGGGAUCACCCAAGCAUAGCUGCCUCAAAUACCUGACACUCUUCUCGAUGGACCCAAUUGUGUCGAAAAGGAACACAAAGACCCGCAGCAAGAUCACUUUAUCUGGCAAGACACCACGGGAGAUGGCAUCUAGGGGGAAGCUUGUAAAACUCAAGUCCUUUCAAUGGCAAGGUAUGGCUACGGUCAAUCUCAUAGGGAAGCACAUGAAUACUGAAAAGGACAUGAUGGCUCUGACGAACAUGCCAUCAUUUCCUCGCACAACUCGUCCCGGUACAACAACCAUACGAAAUAGUGUAUCAAGUCACCUUUCACAACAGAGGAAUAACGAGGCGAGCAUGAAAACGACACCCAGCAGCGAACCACGAUUCAAGGAAGGAGAAAAGCCGGCAAUAUCCCACCAACACAAGACACAAGGAAUCCUACGCAUAGGACGCUUUACAUCUCUCUGGCAUGUCGCUAACACCUCAAAGCCCAUAGAGCAAGAGCACGGUGACGUAAUACACUUAUGGAUGACCUACAAUCAACGAAAGCCCCCUUUCCCCAAAGAGCAACGUCCCGAUUACCAUUCCCUCAGCCCACCUGAACUCACAUUGAAUAUACGAGCCGAUCUGUGCCCAACACCGUGGCGAUACACACGCCAACCCAACGCCACAGCUAUCUCCAACAAGACAGAUGACCCGACGACGACGACGACAUCGCCCACAGUCGCGAAAAUCUCGCCGCGUCCUCGUCGCGCAGAACGCGUCCGAUCAAGAAAACACGGCAACCCCAACUCGUCCAGGAACGGGCUUACAUACACCCACACACAUAAUCACGACACCAUCAAAGAAAAGACAAGAGAUAACCCCACAAGCCGCCUGAAACCACGCGGCGCCCUUUUUUGGGAGUCGAUCCCCCGUUGGCCGCGCCCCCCUCUCAACGGCUUCUUUGUCCUCCGGCGCGCCGGCGUCUUUCAGCCCAAGGGGGAUCUUAAAUUGAUAGACCACAACCAGGAACCCGUUGCUGCCACGAGGUUGCUUAGGAAGAAGAAGAAGACGAAGAAGCGACCUGAGCAAACACACACGCCCCCGGGAGUCUCUCCCCGCGAACCCGCUUCUCGCCGCCGUUCCGGUGGACGCAUCGCCGGCCAGUCACUUGACACAGCGCCGCCUCUCCGGGGAAACGCACCUCACGCAUCCCCUCGACGACGCGGAACCGCGGAGCGAGUGGUCCACGGCAUCCCAAAUUCCCUAGAUCUUGGCCGGACUCGUCUCCUUCUCUCACCCGAACUUGACGAGCCAACCGAGCCACCGAGCCAAACGUCAAAAAAUCCAAUACCUCUUAGACCGGCGAACAGACACAGUGGUACCUCUCUCUCUCGAUCCGCAGGUCCUCCCCUCCAUGAUCCAUCCGUCACCACCAACCCCCCUCGAGGAUCCCCUGGCUUGUCAGUGUCGUCCCAAGAGCUUUCGGCAUGUGACACGGACGCUUCAUCGAGUCAAGCAGCGCAGCCGCAGCGUCGCCUGGCGUGGACCGCGCGGACCCCCCCCCCAGCGCUCCGCCUGCCCAGCUCAUUUUUGCCUGCCGCGCCGUACAGUUCCUGA